CCUACAGCUACACCGGUCAGCACUUGGCGAUUACUCGCUCCGGGAACCAGGAUGCUCGUUAUCGCCGCCGCACAGCUGCCUCUUCCCGGCUCGCAGUCUCGCCGGCGAGACCCGCCGCGGCCACCGAAAGCGCUCGCCGCCAUACUGCGCUCGCGCGUCAUCGCCUGCCUCCGCGCGCAAGAUGGAGAGACGGCGAUUAGUGCGGCCCACGCGGCCGUUCGCGGCGUCGUCUCGGUGCUAGAAAUCGUGAUGUCCACUCCUGGAGUGCUAGAGGUUGUUGAGGAUCUUCGUAGGAGUUACCCUUCCUUGACAUUUGGGGUUGGUACGGUCCUCAAUGCUGAUGAUGCAAGGAAAGCCAUUAGAGCUGGUGCACAGUUUCUCAUGAGCCCUGGCACAGUCAUGGAAAUACUUAAUGAUCUUGAUGGAAGUGAAGUUCUGUAUAUUCCAGGAGUGCUGACACCAACUGAGGUUAUAUCUGCUUGCAAUGCUGGUGCUAAAGUCGUUAAGCUGUACCCAGCUUCGGUGAUGGGUGGAGAGAUGUACAUGUCUGCUCUAAAGAAACCAUUUCCUCUUGUACCAAUGGUUGCUUCGCAAGGAAUUACCAUAGGUUCGAUCAAGUCGUACAUGGAGGCAGGGGCAUCUGGGGUGGUGCUGUCCGAUGCUAUCUUCGACAAAGAGUUGAUGAGAGAAAGGAAUUUCAUUGGAAUUUCAGCACUCGCAAACCAGGCCACUUUGCAGGCAUCACGGUGUGGAAGAUGA
Messenger RNA from Triticum aestivum (bread wheat), 759 nucleotides. Its product is annotated as KHG/KDPG aldolase-like. NCBI's taxonomy places the organism in Eukaryota, Viridiplantae, Streptophyta, Magnoliopsida, Poales, Poaceae. The record is from RefSeq and is a predicted model, not a curated record. The transcript is spliced from 10 exons. The coding region runs from base 52 to 759 and encodes 235 amino acids. Gene Ontology annotation, molecular function: lyase activity.